Messenger RNA from Amoebophrya sp. A25, 3864 nucleotides. The record is from the annotation of a GenBank genome assembly. NCBI's taxonomy places the organism in Eukaryota, Dinophyceae, Syndiniales, Amoebophryaceae.
GACGAGCGUCAAAGCGUGGCAGGAGAACAACAUUUUCACGAAGAAAAUAAUUGCUUAUCCUGUAGUAGUGUUUUUUGUGGACCCCUAGGAGCAGAUAACACCACGUAUCGUAGCACAGCGCUUAUUCACGAUGGCCAAGUCUAUGCAAUGGAUGCGCCAGACAUGCAACACGUCGCCGCUGCCCCUGGUGCUGCACGCACUGAAAAUCAACAAGCGCAGAGUUUUCAUGUUACUUAUGUGCAGCAGGAGGCACAGUCGAAAGAGGGAAUUGAAAGGGAAGGCGCGUUUUGGAAUCUACGUAUCCCAAUGUCACAACUGAAAGUCGAACCUGGGCAGUGUGUAGCCGUACAAGUAGUGCCCCUUCGCCGGGUAGCCACCCCGUCGUAUGAUCCGCAGCAUGAGCAAGCAGAUGACUCAUUGUCAUAUACCUCAAGAGCAGGCAAUGCGAAGCGGAGGAGGAUAGCAGCUGAAGAAGUGCAGGCAUCGUCGACCACCCAGACGAUAGAGUUGCGGCCGCGGCGGCGCAGUAGCACAACCGGUGACGCUGGUGCAUGGGACUCGGUCGAGCUGCCUGGCGAACUGAGGACGGAGGGACACACUCCUGCACCCGAGCUGGGCAUUGUCAUGAAUCCUGAAGCACUGCCUGCUGCCGGGUCAAUACUAGUAGAGCCCGGUGUUGAUCCUGUGUCGGGGACGUCACACGAAGUGGGGAAGAGUUCUGCCUUGAGUCCGAAACUCCUAGUAGGUUCAACUGGCGACGUUUCUGUUAGAUAUGUUCCGGAGCCUCAGCCUGUCGAAUUUGGGGAAGCUGGCGAAAUAGAAGAGUUGGGCGAGACCGCUGCCAGCGAAAAGGAGGACAGACAAAAAACUAGAAAUAUGACCGGUAGCACUUUUUCAUCAUUAUUCAGCUUGCCUGAAGAUCCUGACUCCUGAGUGUCAAUCCCUCAUCUCGGACCCUAAUGGAGUCUUUGGGAAAUCUCGCACGUCACGUCGAUGAUGAAAAAUGAUUGCGCCUAUUAAUAGUGGCGUAGAAGAAGCGCAAGGUGGGCAAAUGCCGGGAGCGCAACCUUCUAGUAGUAGCGUUUGUCAUGGCGAUUUGGUACCACUGCCAUCUUGUUUGAGUUCUAGCAUCGCGGCUCCGUGGAUCUUUUCUCCGGAAUCGGCAACCACUGCUGUCGAUAUCGCGCAAACGACAUUGGCAUCUUCCGCAUUUCACGAUGAUGCGUCUAGAGGUUGGGAUGGGGAGUCGUUUUCUGCUGUCGCAUCGUCUGUCGCACAUGCUAACUUUGCAGAAGCUUCGUCCUCCAGCUACAUCAAUAAUACUAACCAUCAUCAGCGUCAUUAUUCAGAUCAAGUAGCCGUUUCUCCUUCCAUCGAGAAGGGGAAGGGUAAUCGGGGUGGAAAAGGUCGUGGUAAGAGUUAUGACAAGACCGGAGCAAAUACGAAGGGAGGAAAGCAAAAUGAGUGGGUCGCCGGAAAGAAAGGACCGAAAGCAGGAAAACCGGAGCAGGAAUGGCCGCGACAGAAAAAACGGCGUGGUAGAGCCAAGGCCAAUGCAACGAAAGCACGCAACGCGGUAGCGGAGGAAGGACUACAAAAAGGGAAAAGUAGUCAUGCAAAUAAAGGCGCGAAAGGCCAGGGUAGUAAAAAUACGAAAAAGAGAAAACUUGCAGAGACGAUGGCUGGCACUGAAGAGACCUACUUUCAUGCGGGAGACGAUACGCCACGCCUUCCCCGUGAGGACGGACCACUACCCGACCCCAAAGAUGCAACGAGUAGUGCUACUUCGGAACAAGCCGCAUCGCUUCAAGGCGUCGUCACAAGUUGUAGGACAGAAAAUUCCUCAACUGGCAAAACCAAAAAUGAUCAAUCACAUUCUGCAAUGCUGGAAAAGGGAAAGGCGAAGGCUGAGGCUCCUCCGAUAGCACCUUCAAGCAAAACGAGUAGAGCAACAAGUUAUAGCCAAAGAGCGCCCUCUGGUCGGGUAGAGGAAGCUGCCUCUGAAGCAUUAGGCUCCCGUGCUUUCAACCGUACUAAAGCACCCAAGUGGCUUCGACAAAAUGCGGCGUCGUCUCUUUGCAUGUGGAAAAUAAGUGGUUCCUCCUCAUCUUCAUCCUCCUCGUGCAACGUGACGCAGCAACAUCAAAACGCGACCCAGCACCAGCAUCAAGUAGGUACAAGUCUCUCCGCAGAAACGAAUGCAGCUGGGAAAGAUAGCGGUUCAACACUGACCACUCGUAAGGCGUCUAGGUCAGGGAACCAACCAUGGAACGUUCUUCUUUGCACUGAGAAGGCCAAGAAGGAGUACGCCGAGCAGCAGAAAGGCGUGCCUCAGGGUGAAGGCGAAGAGAACUGGGUGGAGCAAGAAUGGGACGACGAAUGGGAUGAAGGCCAGUGGUGGAGUAGCUCAGCGACAUCUAUUAAGGCCACCAACAAAGCCAGACCCACCCUCAGAAUCAUCCUCAAGUAUGGCGACGAGCCCUGCUCAGAGCCUUCACUGGCUAUUUUUCGAAAAGUCGCUGAUCAAGGUCAGGGACACCCCUUGUGGUUUUCCCAAACUAUGAUGUGGAAAAGACGCUGAGGAUGCUGGUGUCGGGGAUGCGAAGGCUGUAGCUCUAACUCAAGGACGGGUGAUCGUGCAAAGGACUGGUCGUGGAAAGGGCCGCAAGUCGAACGCGGAGUCAGUUUGGCACAAAAACUGGAAAUGUAUAAAUAUAUAAUUUGAACUCAUUUUUCUUUACAAAAGUGCAUUUUGCUGUACACUUUUUAUUUUGACACCAAUGGCAGUGACUCCGCAAGAAUUGUGUUUCGACAGCAAGCUGCCGCUCACACAGAAUGAGUUUUUGCAUCCUCAUGAUUACCUUCAUCUCACCACAGAAGAUGAUACCAUCUUAGCUGAUCAAAUGCAGUCUGUUUUUGAUAAAAGAAAUCCAUUUUACGAAACCCAGUGCAGGGAAUAUCUUUAUCAUUUUCUUUAUCGAACUUCUCGUACAGGUGUGGUCCGGAGAGAACGAGCAGUAGCGUGAUUGGUUCAGAAAAUGUACAGGAUCACUCAAUUGAGGAGCGUCAGGCACGCCGCGAGCAGGAAAUUGCGAGAUUCAAGUCCGGUGAGGCAUUUAUGUACCAUUCUGCACUUGUUAUCCAACUGAAUGGGUAAAGCCGAUCGGAAUCACUACUCUGCAUCGAAUAUUGCAAACUACAGUAUCAACACUCCGAAGACAGGAGUGGGUGAAGCCCCCAACAUCUUUUUUACUUUCUAAGAAGGACAAGGCCUAUGAGCGAAUACGUGAGCUGCGAACGGGAUGUCCUCAUCUCGUUGGGGAAUUCCCAGCCGAACCUCCGAAGACGCCUGUAGUAGACCCCAAAAUGUCAACACGCAAGUGGAGAUAUGACCGUGAGCAUUGGUAUAUCCGCGUAACGAAUUACGUGAAGGCAUUCGACAUCGUUGAAGUCACAGAUAACGACGACAGCAGCGAAUGACGAAACGAUGUGUGAGGUGUAUUUUCGACCAUAGGGAUUGUAAUAUACGUCUAACAAAAUUUGUUCCGUGCUACGCAGGAAACUACACAGCGUCAUCACAUAAGUAGGAAUUUUGCUAUGUUCUAAAUGAGCUGUUGAUUUUCCAGCGUUUGAAUUUGAAAUACUUCUGUGCUAAGAAAGAUGAAUCAGGUUUAAUGGAGACAUUCAACUCAGACGUUUUCAGAAGAGGUACCGAAAAAGCCAUGCCACUCGAGAAUGAAAAGUGGAUGCGAUUAUGCUCGCACUUUUUUUACUGUAACGCGCCCAUCGGUUUUAUGCAUUGAUUCAUGACGAGAACGAUCAGAAGGUUAGUUGGUGAAAAAUGCCAGUAUGAGUAGGCUCGGU